This is a messenger RNA of Penaeus indicus, 4126 nucleotides long. RefSeq names its product anaphase-promoting complex subunit 7-like (gene APC7). NCBI's taxonomy places the organism in Eukaryota, Metazoa, Arthropoda, Malacostraca, Decapoda, Penaeidae. Gene Ontology annotation, molecular function: protein binding. Gene Ontology annotation, biological process: protein ubiquitination; cell division; positive regulation of mitotic metaphase/anaphase transition. The record is from RefSeq and is a predicted model, not a curated record. Gene Ontology annotation, cellular component: anaphase-promoting complex. The transcript has 12 exons. The coding region runs from base 73 to 1743 and encodes 556 amino acids.
GCCGCCAGCGGAAGGACCAUAAACAAACCUUCGAAAAAUUGUUGCUUCUACCGGGAAAGCUCAACGUGUAAAAUGUGUCUUUUUGAACAGAUCAAACUUCUCCACGAUAAUGGACUCCACUCAAACCUCAUAUCCUUGGGAAAUUUGGUUUUGACAAUGGCAGAAAACAGGCCAGAAUGUCUUAAUCCAGUGUCGAGGUACCAAACACUAGUUUAUGUUGGCCAGUCGCUGCAGAGUCAAGGGGAACACAGACGUGCAGAGGCAACCUUCAAGGAAGCUCUUCAGUAUGCCAAGGCUGCCACUAAGACCAAAGCUGCUAAAACAGCUGACUUGUUCAAAGAAGGAGUUACAGAAAUAGAUGUGAAAUAUGCCAUGGCUGAAUGUAAUAUUGCAGUGCGGCAGUUCAGCCAAGCCCUAACCCUGCUAGAAUCCAUUCCACAACGUCAUCGCACGCCUAAGGUCAACAUGGGGCUUGGACGACUUUAUCAACAAGCUGGCAUGGAGAGGCCUGCCAUUACGGCAUACAAAGAGGUGUUAAAGGAAUGUCCUCUAGCACUGGAGGCAGUACAAGAACUACUCAGCCUUGGAGUGAGAGGCGCAGAGGUUGCGUCUCUUAUGAUCAACAUGCAUGGAAAUUCAUCUGCAACUGAAUGGUUAUCGUUGUGGGUAAAAGGACAUGCAUACUUACAUGGACGUGAUUACACUAGCGCCAUAAAUGCCUUCCGCCAGUUAGAGGAGACUUCUGUGCUAAGCCAUAAUGUAGAUAUCCUGGCCACACUUGGAGAAACAUAUUAUCUUGCAGGAGAUGCAAAGAAUGCCCUGAGCAUGCUGCAGAGGGCCAAUGCUGUUGACCAUCUGAAUCUCAGGGGCACAGACCUCCUGGCAUGUCUCUUGGCUGGGGAAAAGAGAAAUCGCGAGCUUGAAGAGUUGGCAAUGGCUGCCACUUCUGUCACUGACUCAGCUCCUCAGCCCUGGAUUAUUAUGGGGUAUUAUUGCCAACUCAGCAAAAGAACAACAAAGGCCAUUUAUUUUGCUCACAAGGCAUGUUCAAUCAACCCACGCAGUGUGGAGGGUCUGCUGCUGAAAGGGACACUGCUACUAGAAUUAAAAAAAUUACAAGAAGCUGUUAUGCACUUCAGGGAGGCAAUGCAGAUAGCGCCACAUCGUUUUGAGCCACACAAAGGUUUAGUUGACUGUUAUUUAGCAAUGCAUCGAUCUAGAGAAGCUGUAACCAUUGCAAGUAAUGCAUGCAAACUAUUAGGCCAGACUCCAAGAGCUUUAACUCUGUAUGCCUCAGUUCUGCUAAAGGAUACCUUGACUGUCAGUAAAGGAAAAAGUCUGUUGGAGAAAGCCUUAAAGGAGGAUCCAUAUUAUCUUCCAGCUGUUUACCUUUUGUGUGAAAUAUAUGAACAGGACAUGCGAUAUGAUGCAGCAAUUGAAUUACUACGAAAGCAGGUUGCAGUACAAUCAACUUGUAGACUUCAUCAGAUGCUAGCAGACUUUUUUUCUCAUGUACGGGAUGAAGAGAAAGCAGCUCAUCAUUUUGGAAUUGCCUUGAAUCAUGAACCAGGUAAUACUCGUGCACUGGAAGGAAUGCAGAAAAUGGAAGCAGCUCCAGACACAGUGGAAGCUCCACCAUAUGACAUGGAAGUUGAAGACAUAGCAGACUCUGAGGGUGAAGUGGAGGAAAGUGAUUUAGAGGCUGUUUGGUCAGAUGUGGACUUCUCCUUCAGUGGGCAGUGAAAAGGUUCAGGGUACCCCAGUAUGACAAACAUGAUGGCAUUACUACUUGUGACUUAAGGUUAAUCAUUAGACUAGUUUGUAUAUAAUCAUACAGCAUUGUUUAUGUUCACACUCUGUACACCAUUAGAUUUAUGGUGCAAGGAUCUUAGUGAAAUAAUACACUUGGAAGGAACAUCAAAUCAUUUACCGGAAGUGUACUGAUUUUUAAUCAAAUUUGGAUGCUCUCAUGUAUUUAUAUGUAAUGUUGCAUGCAGAGGAAUAAAAUGCUGAAAAAAUUAUACUGGGAUGUUGCAGGCCUGUGAUAUUUUGUAUUCUGAGUCGUACAGGCCUGUAAAUCUUUACUAUGGAUACAGGCCUCAAAUUUACAAACAGAAAGAAUAUUAUACCCCCAAUUGUACAAUGUGAUUUAAAUUGAAGAUAUUUAUUACUUAAGAUAUGGGGGUAGUUGAAACCAAGGUAUUUGUUGUGUAUAAUGUAGUUGGAUGCACAGGUAGGAACAGACAUAAUGUAAUUAAUGUAAUUUGAUUACUGAAGGACAGAUGCUGCCAUAUGAUGAUGAGCCUGGCAGUUGACUUCCAUUUAUCUAGUCACUGUACACUCACAAGAUCUUCAGAAAUACUCCAUAUAUGUCCGCAGCUUCAUUAGUUAACUUUUUUAUGUGAUGAUAAACCAUAUCUGUAAAAUGAUAAAAUGUUUAUAUUUCAAAUGUGACUAUCAAUGACUUUUUCAUUAUGUUGUGGCUUCUAAUAAUAAAUAGGGAUUGGUGAAUAUGAGAACCAUAUUUUGUUUGUGUAAGCUCAAGUAUUUGUAUCAACUGUACACACUUGGCAAGCAAAGGAGCUUUUUUUGUACCAAUACUGCUGUUAUGCAUUUAAUGACAGUAACUUUAUGGUUUUAAUUUUAUCUCACCACAUAGAGAUGCAAAUGAGUAUAUGUUGGUGAUAUUUGUGAAAGGCUAUUUCCUUUUUUCAUAAAAAAAAAUGGUUUCAAGCACCAUGUCAGAUAUUAUAUAUAUAGUCAUAUAGUCAUAUUUCACAUUGCAUAAAAGUGAUCAAGAAACCCAAUUACAAAGUUUGUUAUUCAAAGGCUGUUUAGUAAAUGCUUUUUGUAUGUCUGUUUUGAUUCUAGUACCACCAUUGUACAAUAGGGAAAAAGUGUUAAGCUUGCAAUGAAUUGCAUUAUUAAUUCAAGAUUUACUCUGCUGAGUUGGCCUAACUUAGGUUUGAGCUCUCACUGAUAAAACGGAAAAGCUAUCAUUCCAUACAUAACUUUGUUAAUGUAUUUUUUUCUGCUUUAUUCUAGCUUGUGUAAUUUAUAACUGUUUCUCAUGUCUUCUCAUUAUUGUCAUUAUUAUUAUUAUUAACAUCAUCAUCAUCAUCAUUGCUGUUAUUAUUGUUUUUAUCAUUAUCAUCAUUCUUAUUAUUAUUAUUAUUAUCAUUAUCAUUGCUAUUAUUAUCAUUUUUAUUAUUACCACCAUGACCAUUAUCAUCACCAUUAUCAUUCUUCUUUUUAUUAUCAUUAUUAUUAUUAUUAUUAUCAUUGCUGUUAUUAUUGUUUUUAUUAUCAUUAUCAUCACCAUUAUCAACAUUAUUAUUAUUAUUAUUAUUAUUAUUAUUAUUAUUGUUUUUAUUAUCACCAUGACCAUUAUCAUCACUAUUAUCAUUAUUAUUAUUAUAUUAUUAUUAUUGUCAUUGCUAUUAUUAUUGUUUUAUUAUUAUCGCCAUGACCAUUAUCAUUAUUCUUAUUAUUAUCAUUAUUAUUAUUAUUAUUAUUAUUAUCAUUAUUUUAUGUUAUUAUUAUCAUUUUUAUUAAUAUUUAUUAUUGUUGUUUUCAUUGUUAAUAUCAUGAUGAUGAUCAUCAUUUCUAUAAUAUUCAUUCUGCAUGACCCUCAGAUAAGGGACCAUUUUUUCAUCUGAAGGAAUUUUAAGGAUUAAAAAUAAUAAAAGUUAUUUUAAGUUUAUAUUUAAGUCGACAAUUUCCCUUGAGUAUUGGAGCAAGCCCUACAGGUGCAUGAACAGCUUUAUUUUUUCUUCUGUAGGUUAAUUUGUCUUUUUAACAACUUACCUGUCCUCAUUUUUGUUUGGGGGGAGGGGCAUGUGUACAGGUGAAGUAUUCACUUGUCAGACCUUUUUUUAAAUUCUUGUUAGUUAUUUGUGUUUGUUGAAAAAUGUAUUGCAACAUUUCAUAAAAGCCUGUAUUUAUUAUGCAUAUGUUUAUUUGUGUUUUAGUAUUUUUAUUAUUAUUAUUAUUUUCAUAUUGCUCUUCCACUGGAAUAUCUGUUCAUGGUUCAUUCUUCAGAACUCUAACUGUAUGCAAAUUAAUCACCAGAUGUGGAACUGUAUAUUUCAGUAUUUUUUACAUAAUAAAAUUGCAGGUGAGGAAA